AUGGAUAACCACAUUGUUUUGUUUUUGAUGAGCAGUGGUGCCUUAUUUCUAGCAGUUACUGGAAAUGGUAUGGAACAGAUGAUGACAGCAGAAGGACCUAUAAGUCCUAAUUUCUGUAAUAGCAGUGAUAUUUUGGAAGAAGCUGGUCUUAUCAAAUCUACACUUGGCCAGUUUUUGGGAUACGAAUGUAGUGAAGAAUUCUAUCAUUGCAGAUGGCAAAGCGACGGUUUUCGAACCUACCGUAAGAAAUGCAAACCUGGAUUGGUCUACGACGUUCUUGGAACUCAAAAUUGCAACUAUGAUUAUAAUGUGAAGAGUUGUGGUGUCAGAAGUGGGGGACCUGUGCAAUGUAAUGGAACAGAUUUCUAUUGCUCACUUUCCGAACAAUGCGUGCCAAUGUCAUCUAGAUGUGAUGGUCAUUACGAUUGCUCCAUGGAAGAAGAUGAGCAAAAUUGUCCGCUCUGUACUGCCGGAGAGUUUGCUUGUAAAGUUUCUGAGCAAUGUAUUUCCCUGGAUAGAAGAUGUAACGGAUUGAUUGAAUGUGAUGAUGGAACUGAUGAGAGAGAUUGUGAUGUUUGCGGACAUGGCCUCUUCCAUUGUGGAAAGAGUAAUGAAUGCAUUCCAAUGGAUGAACGAUGUGAUGGUAGAAGGCAAUGCCCACAUGGUGAAGACGAAAUGCUUUGCAAGAAACCUGAGAUGGAGAAGAAGUUUACAUGCCAAUCUCGCGAUUAUGAAAUUCCUACGAAUCAAGUUUGCGAUGGAAUGCCACAGUGUCCAGACGGUUCUGAUGAAGCAUAUUGCGAGUAUCCUGGAUCUCCAAAAUCUCAAACAGCGAUCUCUUUCUCUUCUAAUUUGACGCCAGUAUCAGAAUCACGUCCAGCUCCUCCACUCCCACCAGCACCACAACAGCCAGAACCGGAAGAAACUGAAGAAGAUUAUGAUUACGAACAAAUCAAAGAUGAAAACGCCCCAGCAGCAUUCCCAAUGAUUUCUUUGGUUCCAUUGCCACCAACGACAACUACAACUACAACCUUCGUUCCACCAACUACACGAGUCAUGACAAGAGUUCCAGCUCCAGCUACCAGAGUUGCCAAACCAGCAUUCAGUAGACCAAGACCAAAGCUCCCAUCAACAGAUGACAACCGGCCAACUGUGAACCAAAAAACUGUACAGACAACGAAUACGAAAAUUACAAGACCUCCAAAGGUAAUCCAAACCAGCCGAACUAGCCUCCGAAUCACCUCUCAAACUCUUCCUCCAACACGACAAACCACAAAUUUCGAAAAGAAAAUGCCACAAGCAAUUGUUCAACCACCUCGAUCUCCAGCUCUACCUCAACCAAAAGAAGAAAAAGUUUUCAUAAUGCAAGUGACAGCUUCUCCAUCAGUUCGACCACCUCUUCAAGAACUUCCCAGAGCUUCUUCUGGAUCUCGAGCGGUAUCAAAAGCACUUCCAGUAAAAGUUCCGGGGGCAGAUAACGACAAUAUUCUCGCUCAGAUCACAAGUCAACUCAAUGGGGGAAUGAGUCCAGAGCUAUUAGCGAAAAUCGAAACGAUAAUCAAAUCGGAAAUGCAAGGUGGCGAGCCUCGUCACCGAAGGUUUCAGCCACGCCUUUGA
Caenorhabditis briggsae is the source of this 1617-nucleotide messenger RNA. The coding region runs from base 1 to 1617 and encodes 538 amino acids. The record is from RefSeq and is a predicted model, not a curated record. The transcript has 12 exons. Lineage: Eukaryota; Metazoa; Nematoda; Chromadorea; Rhabditida; Rhabditidae. Gene Ontology annotation, cellular component: plasma membrane; extracellular region. Gene Ontology annotation, molecular function: chitin binding; protein binding.